Messenger RNA from Erigeron canadensis, 1637 nucleotides. RefSeq names its product beta-1,3-galactosyltransferase 7-like. Gene Ontology annotation, molecular function: beta-1,3-galactosyltransferase activity. The record is from RefSeq and is a predicted model, not a curated record. Gene Ontology annotation, cellular component: Golgi membrane. NCBI's taxonomy places the organism in Eukaryota, Viridiplantae, Streptophyta, Magnoliopsida, Asterales, Asteraceae. The transcript has 11 exons. The coding region runs from base 176 to 1363 and encodes 395 amino acids.
UAACAUUUCACACAUUCAUACUCGUUUAACAUUCCUCAAUCUCUCUGUCUAUAUAUCUUUCGAUCUAUACACAUGAUACAUAUGGUAUAAAAUAAUAUAAUAUUUAUAUUUAAAAAGUAAUAUGCAUACAUAUCUCUGUCUCUAAAUUUACCCGCCAACGAAAACCAGGAAAAAGAUGAAGAGCAACAGAAACAGUGGAGGCAAAGUAUCACCAAAAUGGAUCAUCAUUUUCAGUAUCUUUAGUUUUGUAUUAGGCAUGCUGUUUACGAACAGGGUGUGGGCUCCACUUGAAUCUGAUGGGAGAAUUAUGAGAAGGAAGGAACAAGAAUUGAAAUUUGUUAAUAAUGAUUGUUUAACAAAUAAGGAUAAUGAUUUGCUUGGAGAAGUUCAUAAAACACAAGAAGCAAUUCAGUCUAUCAGGAAACUUGGAAGCUCAAUUUCAGAGCUGCGGUUGGAGCUCCCAGGCAAUCAAAGCUCACCUGAGGCAGCAAAGCAUGAGGAAUUGCAUUCUAACAAGACAAAUGGAGACAAGAGUGAAACAAGGAAAAAGGUGUUUAUGGUUAUUGGUAUUAACACUGCUUUUAGUAGCAGAAAGAGACGUGAUUCGAUUAGAGAAACGUGGAUGCCUAGGGGUGAAAAGCUACUUCAGCUUGAGAAGGAAAAGGGUAUUGUUGUCCGUUUCAUGAUCGGACACAGUGCAACAUCUAAGAGCAUUCUAGAUCGAGCCAUUGACUCUGAGGAAGCUCAACAUAAAGAUUUCUUUAGACUUGAACAUGUUGAAGGGUAUCACGAAUUGACAGCCAAGACACGUAUAUUCUUUUCUACAGCAUAUGCCAAAUGGGAUGCAAAAUUUUAUAUCAAGAUCGAUGAUGAUGUUCAUGUCAAUCUUGGCAUGUUAGCUACAACUCUGGGACGGCAUCAAUCAAAACCCAGGGUUUAUGCAGGAUGCAUGAAAUCUGGGCCCGUUCUUUCCCAUAAAAAUGUCAAAUACCAUGAACCUGAAUACUGGAAGUUUGGAGAGGAAGGAAAUAAGUAUUUUCGGCAUGCAACUGGACAGAUAUAUGCUAUCUCGAAUGAACUAGCUGCAUACAUCUCCACCAACCAGAAAAUUUUGCACAAGUAUGCAAACGAAGAUGUGUCUCUUGGCUCUUGGUUUAUCGGUCUAGAUGUUGAACAUAUCGAUGAUCACAACAUGUGUUGUGGGACCCCUCCUGAUUGUGAGUGGAAGGCAGAGGCUGGUAACGUGUGCGUUGCAUCAUUCGAUUGGAGUUGCAGUGGCAUUUGUAAGUCAGUGGAAAGGAUCAAAGAGGUUCACAGGAGAUGUGGUGAAGAUCCUGCGGCUCUUUGGAGUGCACAAUAUUAAAGCUCAACAACCUAAGUUAUGUCAGAAAAUGAUGAGCUCAUAUGAUGAUGAGAUUGCUUCUUCUGCGGCAGUUAUUUUCCGGGCGGCAGUUAUUUUCCGGGUCAAAAUGUGAAAAUUAUAUAAGUUUAAGAUAACUGUUACUGGAAAGAAAUUCAAAAUUUUGGGGGAUAUGUUGAGUAGAUUAGUGUUCCUAAGACAAAUCUGUUAGUUGUGUCUAUAUUGUUACAUAUAUAUAUAUAUAUUAUACAAGUAAAGACAGCAACAUUUUUCAUGA